AAAAACUAAAAAAAUAAAUGAAAACGGCAUUCUCAUAAAACUUUUAAACUUAUGGAAUACGGACGAAGCUGUUAUUAAGAAAGUUAAAGAGCUGAAAUGGAAUAUUUCAAAACUUUUAAGGGCUAAAGAAGAAGAUUUAAUGCAAUUAUUCAUUAACAACAACCUGGGAGCUUUAAUUGAUUUAAAUUAUAAUUUGAAAAAAUUGAGAAAAUCUUACGGAUUGAUUUCUAAAAAAAACUCUACUCAUUACGAAUACAUAACUCAAAAAUUACAGGAAAUUAAGCUUUAAACGCAAAAUUAAGAUAGAAUUCAAAACAACGCUACGAAAAUGGAUGACCAAAGUGAAUUGUUGAAUACUACAAUAAUAAGAGGGUCCGAAUAUCAAUUGGCAGAACUGUCGAAUAUUGAACAAACUUUAACUAUUCAAAAUAAUUCAACGAAUCAAAACAUUUAUACUUUUUCACCACAUCAAGAAAAUUUAGAAACUUCUGAAACAGCCCGAAAUUUGAAUAAUAUGCUCUUGGAAGAAGAGUUAACAAGACCAGAAUUUGUUACAGAAACUAACAAUUUGGAAAUCGAAGGUAACGCUUUUUCCGGUAAUAGUGAAACCAAGUUAAUAGAAGCACUGAAAGAAAUUGACGAAGAAAACUGGAAAUACGUUUUACAGAGAUGCAAAGAGCUUAAUGUCGACCUUGAAAAUUUAACUAAAAUGAACAGAUUUCACAUUGAUAUUCUUGUACCCGUUACCAAUUUGGGUCGCAAUAUUUCUUUUUGCCACGGAUUUAAGAAAUGGAAAGAGAAAGCUAAUUUUACCAAUCGAAUCACCGAUAAUACUGGUCUUACUACAGCGGAAUGUAGCAGUGUUAUACAAAACCAAAAUAUUUAUGUCUUAAAAGAAAUAAUUAAGGAUAAAUUUGAUCAUAUUAACGAAAAUUACAACAAAAAUAAAUUACUUCUACCAAGUGAUAGAAACGAACUGGUCAAAAGUAUUGUUGAUUAUUUUAAGUCUAGAAAUAUUGCAAUGAACAUCAGUAUUUUCAAAAAUUUAGCGCGUCAAAUUUCAGAUUAUUUUCCCGGGGAAAGUGAAAGUUACUACUACUCGAAACAACCUGGAAAGCGGGCAAAAGGCAUACUGCUAAAUCGGUAUUCCAACUUGUCCCGCCUUAAGUGUGAAUACAAAGUCCAACAAAACAUUUUAGAACGGGAACAUGGUCAAAUGCUUGAAACCCUGGAUCAAAAACGAAAAACAUUAAACUUCGAAUUCUCAGGCGGAGAUUUUGAAAUGCAAUGGUUAAAGCACAAUAAGGGUCCAUUUGACAAAAUUCUGGACUUAUGGAAAGAGACCUUAGAAUUUAGAAAACAAUAUUUUGUAAAACAUAUUCAGAAUUCCACCGUGUGCCAAAUUUUACAUGACUGGCCAAGCUAUACAUUACCUGAUGGAUACUUGCUGAUCGACAUAGAUUUCUCAUACAAGUUUGAUAUACCAGAUGUUGACUUUUAUGAAGAAUGGAGAAAGUUUGAAACUUCAAUAUUUAAAAUUUUUGAAACGGAACUAAAAACUAAAAAUGCCAAAGAACUAUUUCAAAAAUUGUUAUUAAGAUCAGACUCAUCAACAGAUUUAAAAAAUGCAGUUAUAAUUCAAUUGAUGCAUAAUUAUUUGUUUCCAACGCAAAUGUUUAAAGAAGAAAGAUCUAGGAAGUACAAAAAAUAUUCCAUCAUAGAUUCGCAGUUAAGUGUAAUACAAAUUUUUAAGGAACCAGUACAACUCGAUUCUCUUUUUCAAUCGUCGUCGCCAAUACAACCUUUUGUCAUAAUCAUUGCUGAUGAUAUUUUCAACAUUAAGCAGAAUGUAGUUUAUUUUGACAAAAGGAAAUAUGAAUGUGGAAAUUUUUUAAAGUGUUUCAACACUUGCUUUAAAAUAUUUAAUGUAUUUAAUUUGGAGUAUCCGAAGCCCGCAAGAAACUUUUGGUACUUUUUUCAAAUUUUAUUCAAAAUUCCAACAGGAAAAAACCUGCUGCCCCCAGAAGCUCACAAUAUAAUAUCAAAACUUAAAUUAAAUAUUGAAAAAACUUAG
Messenger RNA from Condylostylus longicornis, 2074 nucleotides. RefSeq lists its product as uncharacterized. The coding region runs from base 329 to 2074 and encodes 581 amino acids. The transcript is spliced from 10 exons. Lineage: Eukaryota; Metazoa; Arthropoda; Insecta; Diptera; Dolichopodidae. The record is from RefSeq and is a predicted model, not a curated record.